CUGUGCUCCUGAGAGGGCCUGUGGUUUCUAUGGUGACCAUUCUAUCAUUAGAGCCACCAUGCAGAAAACUGGGACUGAUGGCCAAAGGCCUCUCUACUCCUGUCACCAUGGUGACCACUCUGUCACCCUGUCACUGCAGUGACUGCCAGCCUGGUAGACAUUACCACCUGCUCAGUUCCCAGGUCAGUGCCUUAGUGCCUGUUACACUUACUAAGGAGCAGAGCCCUCUACGCCUGAGAACCAAAAGAACGGGAAAAUCGUCUUUGCCUUCCAGCCUGGCCUUUGCACUGGAGAGGGCUAGGAAGCUUCUUGUGACAAAGAAGCUUUCCCUUUCUUUCUCUUUGUCCUGGUCUGAAACCAGAACUAAUGGUGGACAGGAACCACGCUGGCUCCACACUGCAUGGGACUGUGCGCGUCUCUAUUGCUAUCCCUGGAAGCCUCAGUCCAGGGCAUCUGUUGGUGGAAUUAAGUAUUUUUGUUUUGUUAAAGAUUUAUUUACUUAUUUUAUGUAUCUGAGUACACUAGAGGGCAUCAGAUCCCAUUACAGAUGGUUGUGAGCCACCAUGUGGUUGCUGGGAUUUGAACUCAGGACCUCUGGAAGAGCAGUCAGUGCUCUUAACCACUGAGCCAUCUCUCCAGCCCCGCCCCCCACCAGUGUUUCUUCUUUUAAAAGUACUUAUUAGCAUAUGUAAUCCGUGUACAAAAGAAUGCGUUUUAUAAUGGCAAGUUCAUUUAAAUAUAUCAUCUAUUUUGUCUAUGAAAACAUACACACACACACACACACACACACACACACACAUAUUACCACGUUACCACAAUCUGUUUAGUAAGGUUAGUAUUACUUUUUGAAUAUGAUUUCAGGGGUGACCACUUGGUAUUGAACAACCAAUUAAGGGGCUCAUAAAAGGGAGACGCAAUGUCUCCUGCUCCCCAAACUCCUUAGCUGUCUGUAGUUCCUUGUUUAUGUUCAAGGCCCUAUGAGGCUCCUCCUUCCAUGUCUACUGGUGCUGUUCACACUCCGGUCUUGCUCAGGCAGCCAUCUCGUUGCAUUCUUGUGGAUGGAUCUUGCCCGUCAUUUCUGAGACAUGCAACCUCACAGAUCUCCCCUCAAACGUUCCAAAGCUCCUACUUAGCAAACGCUCCGGUCCUUCUGCGACUAUGUCUGGAGUGUGUGGCAUUCGGACGGCACCCAGCAUAUCCUGGCUUGUCUUCUGAUGCUUCUCACUCUCUCUCACAAAUCCUAGGGCCGACUUUUGUGCAGCGUGAGGCGGGAGCCCUCUGGUUGGCGAGUGUUGGUAUGGCGAGGUCUGUUCUGGGUCAGCAGGAGAGGCUUUUUGACUAGUUCAGGGUUGAGCCAGCUGGACCAUGAGGACCACUGGCACCCAGAGCCCUGGGACAGUUUCCUUGUGAGGACUUCUGCUCUGUGACUGUUGCUGUGGCGCUGCCGAGCUUGGCUUGGUGUGCCCAGCUCUGAGGGCAAACCUCAUUUUCUUGCCUCUCCUCUGUAUGCUCCUGUUCUCAGGUGGGACCUUCACACACUGAGGCUGAGGGGAGUCCACAUGGGCUGUGGAGCAGGAGGAACGCCUGCAGGCUCUCCUGCCUGCUUCUCUGUUUUCUCCGAAGCCUCCCUUCUGAACUUCCUGUGUAGCGCUGACCCGCAACCAUCAAGUACCGUGGAUGGGAUAAGUGAACUGCCUAAGUGACCAGGUAUUCCCAUUUCAAGUGGCUGGCAUCUGUCCAGUACAGCUCGUCCUCAGCCGGGAAAGGCUGACUCGACAAUUAUAGCUUCAGGAAAACCCCAUGCAGGGAAGGCAGUCUGAAAAAUACCUGUUUCGCUAAUUCCAAAAGCUCCUACAUGUUCUGACGUAGCCAAUGGCAGACAUAAAAUCAGUGGCAGACCAGGUCUAUCUUUCCUGCUGCCUAGACAUUUCGGGGGAAACUGGAACAUCCCAGCGAAGGGGAGACUUGCUUAGUACGAACGAGGCCCUUUCAAUGCAGUCUUGAUUUAUUAGGGUCCCUGCUGUGUAGCUGGGAUAAACACCUCUCGUGAGGGGGCAAAGCUUCGGAGACAGGUAGGUGUUUGCUGAAUCCAUUGGGCAAAUCCAUAGGACCUGGGUCUUUGGUCAUGGACACUCUUAUUACAAAUAAUGUUUUCGAAGAGGCUUUUUAAGAAUUAGGAUCUGGAGAGAUGUCUUGGCGGUUAAGAGCGCUAGCUAGCUGUUCUCACAGAGAUUCCAGGUUUGGAUCCCAACACCUGCACGGCAGCUAAUAACUAUGUGUAACUCUGAUUCCAGGAAAUCUAAGAAUCUGACACCCUCUAGGGGUUGGGGAUUUAGCUCAGCGGUAGAGCGCUUGCCUAGCAAGCGCAAGGCCCUGGGUUCGGUCCCCAGCUCUGAAAAAAAGAAAAAAACAAGAAUCUGACACCCUCUGCUAGCCUCCAUGGGUACAGCAUAGAACACCACUCAAACACAUAAAAAAAAAAAAACCCUUAACACUUUUAUUAUAAAUAUAUAUUAUCUAUAAUAUUAUUUUUGUGUGUUAGUGUACAUGCAUGCACAUGAAUGAGUGUGCAGGGGGCUGGCAUGGAUGCUAUUGUGUGCAUGUGUGCAUGGGGGACUUGGUUCUCUCCUUCCACCACUGGGUCCUGAGGAUCAAACUCAGGCCGUCAGGCUUAGCAGUAGACACCUUAACUCACUGAGCCGCCUCUCCUGCUCUGCAAAAGGACUUUCCUUUGAUGUCUCAGGACUCAGGGGGACAGAACACAAGAGCGCCAUCAUCCCACACCAGUGAUGCCAUAUUUUCCUUUUCAAUGACGGAUCCUUGUAGAUUUUUCUCUCUCCACAUUUUCAGGUUUCUUGAGCCACUACAAGGAUAGAAAUUUCUGGACACCCUUCAUCUGCACCCCUUAAAUCUUCUUUACUGUAUUUGCUCUGCCUUUGGCCUUGUGACGAUAGCCUUGGUUGUGAACCUGACCACACCUGGAAUCAACUAAAAACGCUAGCUGCUGGGCAGUCCUGUGAGGGCUUUUCUUGAGCAGAUUAAAUGGAGUAGGAAGACCCACCUUAACUCUGGGCAGCACCUCCUGGUGGUCAUCCACAUAGAAGCAUGUGGAAGAAGGAAGCUUUACCUGUUGCUUGCUUGCUUUUGCUCUCCCUGGCUAGUUCUACCCGGUCACCAUAGCAUUCUUACACCUAAACCAACAUAGGGAUUCAAAUGUAGGCUGAAGACCAAUUUCUCCAAAAAUCCUCAGACUUUCAGCACCAGAUUAAGUUGGAGGAGACAGCCCAGUCUUGUGGUCUAUGCUUCUCCAGUGUGAGACAGCCAUUGUUAGACUACUUAUACAGACAGCAUCCUGAAGCCAAACUGGUAAACCCUCUCUUAAUACAUGUCCUAUCAAUCCCAUUCCUUUAGAGAACCCUAAUAUAGGUUAUAAUAUGGUCAUAUAGUACAUGUAUAGACACAUGAAUAUAUACAGCUCAGUAUACAUAUAUGUAGAUAUACCUACAUGUAGGUAUAUAUGCAUAUGAACUCUUCAAGAGUAAGUUGUAUAUACAAUGUUCAUCUAUUUCUACUCAUAAAACCAGAGAUUUUCUUGUAAGGUAGUGACUGAAAGGUGGAAAUAAAAAUACAGUGCUAUUAUCUAAUCUAUAGACCUUGCUCAGAUCUUAGCCUCCGGUUAAAGCUCUGCUUCUAACAGUCUGGAGGGCACCUUCAAUCUAUCACGAGGCUUUUCUCUUCCUUCCUUCUUUUCUUUCUUCCUUUCUUUGUCAUUGAACAUAAUGAUGCAAAUAACCAUCGUCGUCGUUGUUAAACAUCUGCAAUGAGCAGGACUUGGGAUGUGAUACUUUAUCGGUUUUUUUUUUUUUUUUUUUUUUUUUGCAACAUGUCUACGAAAAGGAUAUUUUUUCGAGUUUAACAGAUAUGGAGCGGGGGUCCUCACUUGUGGUGUGGAAGUAUUGAGGCUGAAUUCAAGCUGGACAACAGCUGGGGAAACGGAGGGGAAGACAGUGUCAUUCGCAAUAGAUUAACAAGCUUGGCUUGGGGAGUUCGCAUAUCUCUAGAUGAAGCUUUAAAGCCAGAGAAGAGCGGGAAGAAGUGCCAAGAAUAGCUGUAAGGGAGUUGGAUAAGCCCAAGGUCUGCCUCUUGCUUCCACUUUUCUUAAUCCAAUUCUUUUUCUGCAAGGUCACUGUCCUGGUCAUUUUGUACAACUUUGGAUAAAGAGACUUUCUUCAGAAAUGGUUCUCAUCUGCCGCCUGUGGAGCCACAAUGUCGGUGCAGGUGAAUGGGGCUGGGUGAGACAGCCUCUGGCUACCUGGCUUGUCGAACAAGUGUGUCUAUGUCAGGGGUUGCUGAACCUGGCCACAGCCAGUGACGUUUUUUAUUUUUAUUAUUGCAACGGAAAGGAUGGAGGACAUUUCUUUUAGUCGUCUGUACUUGGGAUACCCAGGGAAGAGGGUUGGUUAGCCUGGUGCUGUUACAUACAGGAUGUAAUAAAAGAAGUAGAGCGUAGGGACAGGUACGAGUUGCUAUUCUAGUCGGAUGGAGAAGGAAGAGUGAGGGUACCGCACGGCACUGCCCACCGCCAGUCAGGGUCCGCGCGACAGCCCGGAAGAGAGCGUGUGCCAAGGCACUGCCACGCAGGCGGAGACCGAGCCUUCUGGCGCCGACUCAGCCUGACGCGGGUGCGUCCCGCCGCUUAGAUACACGCACGCGCACGCGCACGCGCGUACCCUGCCUUCCGUCCUCCAGUGCGCGUCUGAAGCACCCAGCGACUGGAACCGGAAGUGGGCCCUAAGCUAGGAGGAAGAAGCCGGCCCGGCCCCGUCAGCAGCCGGCCGCGGCUGUUCUGAGGAACUGCGGCCGCGCUCCCGUGAGCGGGUCUGGGGUCCAGCGGGCAGCCCGAAGGUGCGGCGCCAUGAAGCUGUACAGCCUUAGUGUCUUUUACAAAGGCGAACCAAAAGCGGUGCUUCUCAAAGCCGCGUACGAUGUGUCUUCCUUCAGUUUCUUCCAGAGGUCCAGUGUUCAGGAAUUCAUGACCUUUACAAGUCAACUGAUUGUGGAACGAUCGGCGAAAGGCAGCAGAGCUUCUGUUAAAGAACAAGAGUACCUUUGCCAUGUCUACGUCCGGAGUGACAGUCUGGCAGGUGUGGUCAUUGCUGACAGCGAAUACCCUUCCAGAGUGGCCUUUACCUUGCUGGAGAAGGUACUAGAUGAAUUCUCCAAGCAGGUCGAUAGAAUAGACUGGCCAGUAGGAUCCCCUGCUACAAUCCAUUACACAGCCCUAGAUGGCCACCUUAGUAGAUACCAGAACCCCCGGGAGGCUGAUCCCAUGAGUAAAGUGCAGGCCGAACUGGAUGAGACCAAAAUCAUUCUGCACAACACCAUGGAGUCUUUGUUAGAGCGAGGCGAGAAGCUUGAUGACUUGGUAUCCAAAUCAGAAGUCCUGGGAACACAGUCGAAAGCCUUCUAUAAAACUGUGAGUAGCCCUGCUGCCCUCCUGGCAGCCCCCCCACAAAGCUGUUGCAGCUUGUCUCUCCAGCACUCUUGAUUAGAUCAGAUUUGGGUACCACUCCCGGGAGCCUAAAGCAAGUGCUUCAGCCUCAGUGAUGAGCAGCGUACACUCAGGCACUCCGCUGCAUGACUGAGGCUGGUUUCAGACCUACCACCCACUUCCCAUAUUGGUUCCAGCUUUGGUCACCAGGGUUUUCCUGAUUCCUCUGCUGAGAGAACAGUUGGUCUUAAGGAAGAUACCAGCAGUUCACAUCUCCGAGGUGGUUCUUGGUUCUCUAAUACGUCUCCUUCCAUUGGCAGGGUCCUCCUGCUGUCUGCCUGCCUCUCUCCAGGCAUUACUUCAGUUUCCAGUUGUGAACAUUUCUGUUGCUUUGUCUAAUGUAGUUGGGUAUUUUGCCUCGUGUAUGUAUGUGCACCACAUUAAUACCUACCGCCCACAGAGGCUAGAAAAGGACAUAGAAUCCCGGAAACCGGACUUGUAAGUGGUUGUGAGCUGCCACAUGGGUGCUGGGUUUUGAACCCUGGUCCUUUGGAGGAAUAACCGGUGCUUUUAACUGCUGAACCGUCUCCUCAGCUCCAACAUUGUGUUCUUGGCCCACUGUGGGACAGUAGUAGUGCUGUCUGCCUAUGCGUAUUCAUGUUGAGCUGCCGUAUUGGAGGAAGAUGACCAGGCAGGGUUAGAAGGGUGGCCUUUGACCACAAAGCAAGAAUGGGCACAGUAGCAGCCCCUGCAAACAUGAGCAGGAACCAUGCAGCUUCUCUAGAAGACUGCCAGGCGGUCCGAUAGCACUGCUGAAGUACUCAGCCAGUCCUGACUCCAUAUUGCUUCCUUCCCUUUUACAUGGUCUGAUUGUAGGAACUGUAUUAAUGUAUUGGGAAUAUUAGUGGGUUGUGACAAAACCCUGAGGAGCCCAGCCUGGCAGAUGAAGCUGUGUCAGGCCAUGUGAGCAGCUCCCUUUGAAGCCCCAGGGCCUUCCCUUGGUUUGGUUUUGCUUUCUCUCUCUGAUUGCUCCUCGGCACUCUUCAGCCUCUCCUUUUUUUUCUUUCAAGGCCCGGAAACAAAACUCAUGCUGUGCAAUCAUGUGACAUAGCCCACAGAGGCAGGCGCUGGAUCGUCACGUCACUUCAACCCCUGGAGACAAGCAACAUCCUAGAAGAGGAUCUGGAGCCAGGCAGACUGUCUACUUUUAUUUGACGUUCCCAAGAGGAAUGGAGGAACGAUUUAGGGGGGACAUCGACGUUCAUGUGUGUGGUUGUGACUAUGGGAAAAAAUUUGAGCUCAAAGAUGUAAUGUUGGGAAAAUGAAACCAUAAACUUUUAAGUGGCUCUUAUAGGUGCUGAAGGACUUAUUCUCAGCUAACCCUGGAAGGCUCUAUGGGAGGGAAUCUUUUUCCUGAUCCUUGGUAUGACUUAGGAUUUCAUUUGUGCAUUAACAAUAUUAACUGUCCGGUGAAUGGGGUGGGGGGAGGGGCCCGGGUGAUAGGGCAGGGUUUGAACACUCCAACAUUCUACUGCCUUGCACUGUGGGGGCUGGGAGAAGUCACCAUGGCCGGUAACAGGCAGUGGUCACUGGGUCUUACAUGUUUAGCUUGCCUGUCUGCUAGGACUGGCAUUUGUCAGGAACAGGGCCCAUCCUAAGUACCUUUAUCCACUACUACAAAAAUGACUUAUAUGAGGUACUUAGAAAGGGCCAAGCUGGGCAGGAUGUGUAAGGACAGUUUUAUCAGCUAGCAGACUGCGUGUGGGCUGGGGCUGUUCUGGCGUUGGGAGGGUCGCUGGGAGUGUCCAACUUUGGGGAAGAAGCAGAUGCAGGUGCCUUCAGUGUCCAGUGUGGAGGAACACUCACCUGGACUUGCAGUUGGGCUUUGAACAUCAAGAUCAAAGUAUCGGGUGCUGCACCUCUCAAAGCUGGUUUGAUUUGUCUCUGUGCCCACAAGAUUGUUCUGGCAACUGCCUGGGGCUUAUGUGUCAGACAAGUCAUUCUUGUGGGUACCAGGACAAGUGCCAGCAGCCUCCACAUUUCCACUGCCCACCUCUGGUCUGACCAGCUCUGUCUCACAAGCCCUUCCCAACCAGACAGCUGCAGGGUGGAGGAUGCUGAGGGGUUGGUCUGAGCUGGUACCAUUGCCAGCACAGCCUACAGGGUAAACCCAGAAUGUGCCAGGUUCCACAUCACCUCUUCAUGUUCUGCUGUGCACAGGCUAUAUCCGAGAAACCCUGUCUCCCCAAAAGCCACUGCUGGGAUGCUGGCCUCUGAGUUUUGAGCCAGAGUUGUCUCACUCUGAUGAUCCCUACCCUGAGCCUGCUGAGCUGCCCUCAGAAUGCCCAUAUGGGGAGGGGGACAUCUACUAUGGCUUCCAAAAAUCCCCACUAGUUGCUGUACCUAUUUCUCUGGAUACUGCUAGCCAAAGGGCUCAGGCUCCCCCUAGAGUGGCCUGCCCACGUAAUUUUCCCACUGCCACAGACCUUUCCAACCCAGGGUCCCUGGACGGCACAGUGCUGCUGGCACUUGUGGUGUAAUAAGUGGCCUGGGUGCGCGUCUUUCUCUUGUUGCUCUGGGGGUCCUGGGAGGAGUAGAGGUGGGUGGAGGUAGAAGUUUGUGGGGGAAAGGUAACCUUUGCCUACGUGUGGCUGUCUACAGGGUCUGCUCGCUUACCCUGCAGUGGAUGAGUUGUCCUGUGUUUCCCAUCCCCCCACCAUAUUCUAAUGUUAAAUCACUUGGCAAGAGUGUAUUUUAAUAAUGCCUAAUUCCUCUAUGUUCUGUCUGAAGGUUUCUGUCCAAAUAAAAUUGUCUUUUGAAAUUCA
Messenger RNA from Rattus norvegicus (Norway rat), 8316 nucleotides. Lineage: Eukaryota; Metazoa; Chordata; Mammalia; Rodentia; Muridae. The record is from RefSeq and is a predicted model, not a curated record.